AUGGACCUCGACGCGAUGACGCAGGAGGCUGUGGCGCUAUUCCAAGCUGGCGAUGCUCAGGCAGCCUUGGACCUGGCUGUAGCCUUCGCGAACGACGCAGAGCAGUUGCUAGGGCGAACGCAUCCAGUGCAUGUGAAUGCAUUAGCCACCGUGGCUGCGCUCGCCGAACAGAUGGGUUGCAGCCAGGAGGCCCAAGACCUCCUCGAGGAGGCCGAGGCCUUGCACGAGGAGCAUGAGAUGGAGCAGGAGUAUUUCGAGCUGGAGGCAGAGAUGGAGUCGGGCACGAGCUCCGAGCCCGAGAAGCCAGUCCGGGCUCCUUCGCCGGCGCUGAGCACCCACACUGGCAGCCGGGCCUCGGGUGACAUCCCACAAGGCCACUCCGACACCGAGGAUGAGGAGGCGGAAGCCGAGUCAAUCCGCCGGCUGACCUGGGAGGUGAAGGAGUCUCUGAGCUGA
This is a messenger RNA of Symbiodinium necroappetens, 456 nucleotides long. Lineage: Eukaryota; Dinophyceae; Suessiales; Symbiodiniaceae. The record is from the annotation of a GenBank genome assembly.